AUGACACUUGUAAAAGUUUUAUUCUGUUUUAUCGGAAUAUAUUCAUGUUUCCUUACAUGGGGAAUUUUACAAGAACGAGUUUCAACCACACCAUAUGGAGAUAAAGAAACAAACCAACAAAAAUUUAAAUAUUUCAUAUUUCUUAAUAUGAUUCAAUCAUUUAUGGCAUCGAUCACAGCAUUCAUUUAUAUAAAAAUUUCGCAACAAAAUUUUGAAAUGAUUAAUAAAUCAUUAAUAAAAAAAUUUUUACAAAUAGCAUUACUUGGAGCAAUAGCACCAACAUUUGGAUAUGAAAGUUUAAAACAUAUUGAUUAUCCAACUUUAACACUUGUAGUAAUAUUAGUUACACUUGGAGUAUCAAGUUUUAUGUUACUUCAACCAACAUCGGAAAAAAAGAAAGCAGUUGAACCUAGUUCAUUAUAUGGUAUAAUAUUACUUUCAAUUAAUUUACUUAUUGAUGGAGUCGUUUGUUCUACACAAGAUCAAAUAUUUCCAAAAUAUAAAAUUAAAGGUCAACAUAUGAUGUUUUUUAUGAAUUUAUUUAGUGGAAUAUUAAUGUUUUUUUGGUUGAUAACUCCUUGGAAUCAAGAACUUUUUAAUGCAAUAACAUUUUGUAAUAAUUAUCCUAAUAUUAUUAAGGAUAUUUUAUUAUUUUCUUUAUGUGGAGCUUUAGUAUUUUUAUUUGAUCAUAAUUUAAAUAUUGGACAAUGGUUAUCAGUUGGUUUGGUAUUUUUUGGAAUUGGAAUAGAAGUAUACGCGAAACAAAAAGGUAGUAAAAAAGUAUCAGAGAAAUAUGAUAAAUCAAUUCAAGAAGAAAAUCGUGAAUUGGAAAAAUUAAUAGAUGAGAAAACUAAAAGAAAACAAGUUAAUGGAGUUAUCGAUAAGAUCACGAAGGAUAAGACUUUGUAG
This is a messenger RNA of Dentiscutata erythropus, 909 nucleotides long. NCBI's taxonomy places the organism in Eukaryota, Fungi, Glomeromycota, Glomeromycetes, Diversisporales, Gigasporaceae. The record is from the annotation of a GenBank genome assembly.